This is a messenger RNA of Exophiala oligosperma, 1893 nucleotides long. RefSeq lists its product as uncharacterized. The record is from RefSeq and is a predicted model, not a curated record. Lineage: Eukaryota; Fungi; Ascomycota; Eurotiomycetes; Chaetothyriales; Herpotrichiellaceae. The coding region runs from base 31 to 1674 and encodes 547 amino acids. The transcript is spliced from 2 exons.
GUCGGAGUCAUCUAGAGGGGGGAGUGUCCAAUGGCUCAUGGCUUGCCUCGUGAAACCGACACGGUUAUUGUUGGCAACGGCCCCUCGGCCCUGAUACUGUCGUACAUUCUUCACGGCAACAUUCCUUGCUACGACAGUUCGAGUCCUCAUCCUGAUCGAAUCCUACACGAGAAACUACUCCUUCACCUUCAGCACAAUCAACAAAAUGACCUGCUCGACGUCGAUAUUGAUGCCCUCACCACCCACUUUAGCGCGUCGAGGUUCUCAUACUCGACCCAGGCCCUCCCGAUCAAUGUCCUGCUCGACACUCUAGUCAGGCCGCUGGGCGAGACCGACGACGCGCAGAAAAAGACGUGCGUCACAUGGAGGUAUGACCGGUCGAGGGCGGUUCCUCAUGUGGUGAUUGGCAACACCAAAGACGCCGGGGGCCAGUGGGUGGACAACCCGGUCCACGCCAGCUGGGACAUCGGAACAUUGAGUUACGCGGGGAUGUUGUCGCUACCCGGAUACGGCUUCGACGAACAUUACAAGCGACGGCACGGCCAGACCAUGCCGGUCUACCUGAGGCCUUCGAGGCGAGAAGUGGCGGACUACCUCGCUGCGUACCCGGACCAGGUUGGCAUCGCGAAGUACAUCCACAACGGGCAGAGGAUCGCUCGAGUGUCGCGAAGACGGGACUACGCCGGGUUCUACAUCGCGUCUCAUGGAAUGGUGUGCCGGAACCUCGUCCUCGCGUCGGGCAUCUUCGACACAGUCAUCCCACCCCCAGCGAUGCUGGAACCGCUCCUGAGCCUCGAGGGGGAGGAGAUUGAUCGCCCGCUGCGGCCCUCGCCCUCGUCCGACGCUCACGAUCCUAUCCUCGUCAUAGGGUCGGGAUUCAGUGCGGCGGAUGUGAUCAUAUCGACACCGCCAACCCAAAAGAUCAUUCAUGUCUUCAAGUGGGACCCCUCUACGUCGCCUUCACCCUUGCGGGGUUGUCAUCGACAGGCGUACCCCGAGUACGCGGGUGUGUAUCGGAGGAUGAAAGUCGCCGCGCUCUCGUCGUCGUCGUCAUCGUCAUCAUCACAUUCCAACAAAGAUCGCCGCCCGAGGACGCUUCGCUCGCAGUCGGCUUUUGAAGCGAGUCGAGACUGGGAUUUGACUUACGAAGGACUCUCCAAUACCGAAAUCGUGCGGGUUCAACUGACCCCGGACGGUUCUGGGAUGGUGACGUUCCAGAGAGAAGGAGUGAACGAUCCGCCUUUUCAACGCAGGGUCGGCAGUCUCGCUUACGUAGUUGGAAGACGGGGGUCCUUGUGUUAUUUGUCUGAAGAGCUGCGCGCAGAAUUUCUAUCCGCCGACGCCAACUGCCACAUGAUCUCGGGACAGACACUGCGCCAACAGGCCAACGAAGAUCUGGAGGUCGCCCCGCACGUCUUCGUGACGGGCAGUCUGACGGGGGACUCGUUGAUCCGGUUCGCGUACGGCGGGUGCGCCUAUGCUGCCGGAAGGAUCAUGAGGCGGCAUGCACACAACCACGCCGAGAGCAAAAGAACCGGAACCGGAACCACCGCCGUCAACAAUGCGUUUGUCGCCAAAAGGACAAACAACUGUCGAUGUGAGACGCCGUCGCCCAAGAUUCCGGCAAUGAACGGCCUCGAUGGACACGAAGCGAGUCCCAUCAACCUCAAGUAAGACCAAGAUGGGGGUAACAAACAGGCAAAAGGAUUGAAUUUGAAGUCAUUGUGUACAUGUGCGUGUCUAUGAGGGACGAGGAAUAGAAAGACAUGGUGAUACCAUACGCUAAUACGACGAAGGGGGGCCAAGAGUACUGGGGAACACGAUCUAGAAUUUGUAUAUACCUUUAUAUCGAUGGUUAGGUAACGUUGCACAUGAUAUGAUUUCUGAACAUAU